CCUGGAAUGGAGAGGAAGAAUGAACGAGGACAGAUGUGAUGAAUGGCAGUACGCAGAGGCUGUCGGCAGUGCGUAGCAAUGGAGACAAAGCAAAUCCAGCCGUUGCUGGCAAAACGCGAGCAUGUACUACUAUGGACAGCGUCGUCGAGCCGCUCGGCUAUUAUCGAAUCUGGAACAAAGCAAGGCAGAUAUGGUCGUCGGCGCUGCCACGAGCAGCGAUGAGCGGUGGGGGUGGACGCGGGAGGCGGGAGAAACUCCGCGGACUCUAUAGCGGGCAUGUGAGACGCUGGAAGGCGCGUCUUACAAGGAGAGCGGGCGCUGACAACAUCGUUGAUAAUCUCCCCCUCGUCGUCCCCGACGGCCACCAUCUUCAGCCAUGACACACCUCUUGCCGCCCCAUGCGGACCUGAAUCUUGCCCACUCCUCUCUCCAGACCGCGCUCCAGAUCGAUCCCAAUCAGCAACCACCGCCGACUCCUCAGCAGCAGCAGCAUCCUCAGCCGCCCCCGCAAGUGCCGCAGUCGGCGUCGAGAAAGCGGAGAAAAGUCGACCAGAAUGGCGGCGAGUCGCAGCAGCCUGCCGAGCCGCGACGAUUGAGGCGUUCGCAUGAAGCGUGCGCACGAUGCAGGAGCAAGAAAAUCAAGUGCGACUCCAAGCAUCCUCGUUGCACCGCCUGCGCGACGGCAGGCACGCCCUGCCACCAGGAAGACCGCCAUCGCCAGACCCUUACCCCCCGUGGGCACACCGAGCGCAUCGAGCGCCAACUCCUCCAGUGCGAAGCGCUUCUCAGGCGGCACUACCCAAACUUCGACCUCAACGACCUUGACACCGUCCUUGCCCGCGAGGGCAUCGAGAUCGACACCAGCGACAAUGCGGUCUCGGCAACUUUUCAAUUUGCGCCCAAUUCGCCCCAGUCCGGCGCAAGCCGUGGAUUCCCUCUCCGCACCGAAGGUCCUCCCAUGGGCGGAUCGCCCCCCAGAGGCUACCCUUAUCCUGUACCACCACCUCCUGGGCAGCCCAUGAUGCCUCCAGCUUACCAUGGACCGAUGCCGAUGCACUAUCCACCUUAUCCUCCUCCGCAUCAUAUGCCUAUGCAAGGUGGCCCCCCACCUCCUCCAGGUUACGACCCUCGCGGCAUGGUCUCGCCGUUCCACCCGCUUGGGCACGCGCACCAUCCUAACUUGCCACCGCGCCCAUCUUCUCCCCAUGAGAUCCGUGGCCAAGACCCGCUAUCUCAGGACAUGUCGAACACGCAGGCCCUCGCGAAGACAUUCGGAGUGGCAAGCGCCAUCAUGCAAGACGUGACUAUCCCGCCGCAAGACAGGGAAGACUUGGCCGUUGGUUCGAGCGCCUUGAUUUCCGGUCGAGACCGCGAACUAGGAGACCCCUCCAUGCCUCGCGACUCGAACAAGUGGAUCUCCGUCACCAUGCGUCGAAACAGCGUCUCCGUUACACCUUCGAGUCCGGCACAGGACGCAGCUGCCGCGUCUACCGUUCCUGUCUGGCUGCCCAAGUCGCGCGAAACCGUCGGCAUCAUCCUCGAAGCGUACUUCUCGCGGCUCAACUUCCAUCGUCCCGUCCUCCUGCGCCACGACUUCGAGCAGACACUCAACCAGCUGUACGAGGGGCAGCCGAUCCCGCACGACCCCGGCUUCAUCUGCAGCGCGUACCUGGUGUUUGCGCUGGGCACGCUCAGCGAACUCAAUCACCGCGUGAGCAAGCACGAGAACAGCGGGCAACCUUCCGCGUCCGUCGGGCCGACCAUGAAGUCCCUCAUGCCGCCCGACUGGCCAGAGCACGAAGAGUUCUUCCGGUUCGCGCUCAUGGUCAAGCCUGAUCUGAGGGUCACAGUGAGUAGCUUGCAGGCGCUGAUUCUGCUGCACUGGUACUUGUACACCGAGCGACAGGGACGUACCCUGUGGCGUUUGGUCGGAAGCCUGGUUCGGCUCGCGAUCGAGCUGGGUUUGCAUCACGAUCCGACAGCUCAAGACAACGUGUUCUCGGAGGACGAGUGCCAGCUCCGGAUCCGGCUUUGGAGUAUCGUCCUCGUGCAUGACCGUGGAACGUCCAUUCAGCUUGGUCGCCCGCUUGCUAUUGCGCCGAGUGACUCUAACACUCCCCGCCCAACACGUGGCAAGGGUACGGAGAUCUCGGAGCACUUCGUCCUGAAUGCACCGAUUGCGGAGAUACAGGCGGAUAUCAUCAAUUCGCUGUAUGCGCCUACAAGGCAGACGGCGGACUCUAUCAUGCGCCACGCGAACAGGAUAAUCCGGAGCAUGAUUGUCUUCCGCAAGCAGCUGCCUGACCACUACAAGUGGUUCUUCAGCGGGACCGAGGACUGGUCUGUCGAGAGGCGCACGAAGCUCGUGGCGGAUAUCACGGAGGACGAAGGUUUGACGCUGCUGAAGAUUGGUAUCACGAAGAUCCUGCUGCUUCGCGCUCUGUUCAGCUCGAAAGAGCUCGAUUACGCCCAGAGGCACCGUGCGCUCGUUGAUGCCAUCGUUACGUCGCACAACAUCAUCGUUGUGCACAAUCAGCUCAUCAGGUUCCCCGACAUCGCUUUCUUCGUGUCUCCCAUCCCACUGCAUAUCGCGGCUAUGGUAAUUCUCUACGGUCACAUGUCGCGCUGCGAUCGUAUCCCGCCCCAAAUCGCUAUCGAGGACGUCUGGAUGGCUCUCGACAUGCUUCCCUCAUUCCGCUGGCGCUGGGAGCGCAAGGAUCUCAACCCUGGUCACCCGCUUAUUGUUCUUGACGUCAAUUUGCACCAGGUUGCGCCGAGCGGCGCGCCCAUGCUCCUGUCGGAACAGGACUGGGACGGCGAGCAUAUCCUCACGUCCCCGAAGCCAGGGCACAACCAGCAUACCUCAGGUCAGUCCCCGACAACGCCGAAGAUGGGCCCGGCGCAGUACCCCCCUAUGCAGAGCUCGUUUGGACCCCACGCGCCGGUUCAAAUCAAGGGGAGUCCGGGCUCCCGCAACGGCGACGGGAAUGGCGUCACGCCCAAGAUGCCCGAGGUUCCACAGUACUACUUCUACCCGAUCUACGGACCGGAAAAUGGGCCAGUGGGCGGGAACGGCCAGGUGCAGAACGUCAACGCGUUUGGGUUCCAGUCGAACCAGGACCAGUAUAUGCUGGAAGAGAAGGACAUGACGAUCAGCCCGACGGCGAACACGGCGAUGCAGAUUCAAGGGUGGCCGCAGAACGGGCCACGCACGCCGGCGAACCAGCCGCCGCCGCCCCAGUUUGCGCCUCAGCCUCAGGCCUGAGGUGUAUAGUUCGAGCGUCCAUCGUGGAUGCUACCAGUCUCCCAUUCACAUUCAUGGCGUGGUCGCAACUACCGCGCCAGUUGUAUCAACAAGCUGUAUGUUUUAGGUGUUUAUUUUCCCUCCCGUUUUGUCCACCGGUGCUGUCUCCCUCUCUCCCGACUCCCGUUCUUCGAGUUCUAUGCCAUCCUGUAAAAUGCUAUAUUGUGCCUACUCGUUGCCUCUAGUCUCUCCGCCGCUUCUCUGCUACGGUACCCGACGUUCCCCAAGGACCCUCCUACUGUUACUGUAUUCUAGUACGGUACCUGCACACGCUGGAGACCGUAUGCGCGUACAUACAGUACUUUCUGUCUCCUGCCGGUUGUAAUGUUCGCUUGCCCGCCCUCAUAUAUCUCUCUUGCCGGCUCUC
Dichomitus squalens LYAD-421 SS1 is the source of this 3671-nucleotide messenger RNA. RefSeq lists its product as uncharacterized. The record is from RefSeq and is a predicted model, not a curated record. The transcript is spliced from 7 exons. Gene Ontology annotation, molecular function: zinc ion binding; DNA-binding transcription factor activity, RNA polymerase II-specific; DNA binding. Gene Ontology annotation, biological process: DNA-templated transcription; regulation of DNA-templated transcription. Lineage: Eukaryota; Fungi; Basidiomycota; Agaricomycetes; Polyporales; Polyporaceae. The coding region runs from base 377 to 3265 and encodes 962 amino acids.